AUGCCAGACUUGGUAGAGAUAUGUAUUGGCAUGCUGUCGCUGCUCCCCCUGGCUUGCGCCAAAGUUGUCUACAACCACAAUGAAGUGUUCCUGGGACAACAGUCUGCGUCCUCGUACCUGUCUCGCUCGCUGCUCUGGAACAAAUGGGACCUGGAGCUGGUGACGCCAGGCAACCUUGAGAGGGAGUGCAUGGAGGAGGUGUGCACCUACGAGGAGGCCAGGGAGGUGUUUGAGGACACACCCCAAACGAAUGUAUUUUGGGACACAUAUACCAGCAAUCACGACACGGCGCCCAGAGUGGAUGUGUCGGGUCUAGUGGCAGGGAUCUUGGCUAUUCUAGUGUCUGCUGUCAUAUCCACGGUGCUGGGCUGCUACUGUUACAAGAACAAGGCUGGUAGGACGGCAGGCAGGUAAGAUUGAGUGUGUGUGUUUGCUGGCCAGCCUGCCCCAGAGACAGUGCCUCUCGCUGGGAUCAUCGCCCCAGGACUGCCCUCCUAUGGCGAAGCCCUGAACAGCAGUGGGCAGCAUGACGCACCCCCGCCACCUUACUCUGGGGGGGCGCCAUCAGAACCUCCUGACCCAGUUGACAAUACUGAGAUUACUGCUAAUACUGAGGACACUGAGUGAAAAGGAGGGAUGGGCAUUUUUAAAAAGGGGCAUUCAUGAAGUGUGUGUGUGUGUGUGUGUGUUACAAGCUUCUUCAGUUGGAGUUCUGGACAGUUAUAAGUGAGCACAGCUGUGAACAUUUCCAUUUCAUUUCCUGUGAGUUGUUGAAAUAGACAUGGUAUAUGUCCAUAUAAUAGGAGAGCAUUUCAAUCCCUGUACUGAUUGAAAUUGGGAUGUAAUUGACACAGUUCUAGUUUUUAGGAGUUUUUUUUUAUUCAGGGGAAGAGGGGAGUUCAUGGGGGCAAGGCUGAAGGAUGUUAUAGAUAGAGAAAUUAAGGGAAUGGGAUGAAGACUUGUUAAGAGGUUACCUGUGAGAAAGAGAAGCAAUCCCUUGAAAGUUACAUAUCUUGAAAACUUGAUUGCUGACAGUCCCCAAAUGUUUUGCUUAUGUCAACAAUGGACUAAUGAAACAAAGGAUUGUUUUUGGGUGGAAUUUCCUUUAAUAUGU
Messenger RNA from Salvelinus namaycush (lake trout), 1114 nucleotides. Its product is annotated as transmembrane gamma-carboxyglutamic acid protein 2-like. NCBI's taxonomy places the organism in Eukaryota, Metazoa, Chordata, Actinopteri, Salmoniformes, Salmonidae. Gene Ontology annotation, molecular function: calcium ion binding. The transcript is spliced from 6 exons. Gene Ontology annotation, cellular component: extracellular region. The record is from RefSeq and is a predicted model, not a curated record.